Molecule: messenger RNA, 2078 nt
Organism: Lotus japonicus
Lineage: Eukaryota; Viridiplantae; Streptophyta; Magnoliopsida; Fabales; Fabaceae
Product: protein JINGUBANG
Exons: 1
Coding region: 499-1827 (442 amino acids)
Molecular function (GO): protein binding
Source: RefSeq, a predicted model, not a curated record
CAAAACUAGCAAUUUCCCACCUGUCAAAUUUUCUGGCUUUCCACAUUGAAGCUCCGGCAGCACAGUAAACAAAUGCUCCCAUUUGUCCCUGUCUCAAGACAACAACAAAUAAAUUAAGAUGCCUCCUCCACCGGCGUAAGUAUUUGAAUUCUUGUUGAACUCAAUGUAAACAAAUCUACGUCAAAAUCAUGUUUUUCUUAUCUACAAUAAACACAACAUUGUUAAAUUCUAUUUCAUUUCGUGAUAUUUCAAUACACAUGAAAUCAUGUUAGCAUUUACAUCAACGUCAACCCACUGCACACAUAAGAUCCUUGGACCCAUCGUCCUUUCAUUCUGUGACUUGUCCCCUUGUUUUUUCUCUUCCAUGAUCAUAUCCUCUUAACCAACUUUUUCCUUUUAUCUUACUUUCUUCUCUGUCACACUCUGCUAGCUUCUUCCUAUAUACCUCCCUCCUUGGCUACCUUACUAUUCUAGUAUUAUCAAUUCUCCGCCACCAUCAUGCGGAUCCCACGGUGGCUGGACACGUGCUCCUCCGCCAACUGCGCCACUGCCACCAACCAAUCCACCAUCACACUCCCCACCAAGCACAAACAAAAACAGCAACAUGCAUCUGAUUCAAGCACCUCCUCCUCCUCUUACUCCACCACCACCUCCCACGACAGCACCACCAGUACCCUCCAUAGCAACACCUCCAUUCAAACACUCCCAUCCGUUCCUUCCCUCCAAAAACUCUCUCCACAAACACUAAACUUCUCAAUCUCCCACCACUGUGUCACCACUCUCACACCACCACAACCCUCUCGCCCCGUCACCUCCCUCGCCCCCCACCACAACCUCCUCUACGCCGCCGCAGAUCACCAAAUCAUCGUCUAUGAUCGCCACACGUGUCAAAUUCUCCACACAUUCAACGCCGGAGCAACCUCCUCCGGCUGCACAAAAUCCAUCACCUUCUCCGACGGCAUGAUCUUCACCACCCACCAAGACCGCAAAAUCCGCGUGUGGCGGCACGACCACAAUAACAACAACAACAACCACCACCACCGCAUGCUAACCUCUCUCCCCACCGUCAGCGACCGUCUCCGCCGUUUCCUCCUCCCCAAUAGCUACGUCACCGUCCGACGCCACGAGAAGCGGCUCUGGAUAGAGCACGCCGACGCCGUCACCGGCCUCGCCGUCUCCAACGGCGUCAUCUACUCCGUCUCGUGGGACAGGACGCUCAAGAUAUGGCGCGUCUCCGAUCUCCGCUGCGUGGAGUCCGUGAAGGCUCACGACGACGCGAUCAACGCGGUUGCUGUCUCCGGCGAUGGAACAGUCUACACCGGAUCCGCCGAUAGAAGGAUACGGGUCUGGGCGAAGCCCGAGGGGGAGAAGCGGCACGUUCUGGUGGCGACGCUGGAGAAGCACAAAUCGGCGGUGAACGCACUGGCGUUAAACGACGACGGUUCGGUUCUGUUUUCCGGCGCGUGCGAUCGUUCGAUUUUGGUGUGGGAGAGGGAGGACAGUGCGAACCACAUGGUGGUGAGUGGGGCCCUGAGGGGCCACGAGAAGGCGAUACUGUGUUUGAUCAACGUCUCUGAUUUUCUCCUGAGUGGGUCCGCUGAUCGGACGGUCAGGGUUUGGAAGCGGGGUUUCGAUGGACCGUUUUGCUGCCUCGCUGUCCUCGACGGUCACCGGAAACCGGUGAAGUCCUUGGCGGCGGUUGCGGAGAGUGAUCAGAAUUCCCCUGACGGCGUUGUUUCGAUUUUCAGUGGUUCUCUUGAUGGAGAGAUAAGAGUGUGGCAGGUUUCUCUCACGAGUCUAACCGCACAGGAUGAAUCGAACUACUAGAAAGGAAUGAAAUCAAACUAGUCAUGACAUGAAGAGUGCUACAUAGGAAGAAAAUGUGUACAUGAUGAAAUUUCUGUCUUAUUUUUUUGUUUAUUCUGGCAAAGGGCUCUCAAAUCACAAUCCUUUUUUUUUUUUUAACUUGUGGAAUUGGUUCGUGGAAUAACAACGGCAUGAAUGUCACCACAAGCAUGAAUGUCUUCCUCAUAUUUUAACCACAAGCUUUCUCUAACAAGACAAUCUUAUUAAAUGAA